GACAUCAUGAAGUUAUUGCAAGACCCGGCUUGUUCCCGGUUGGCAGACGGAAAAGUUGUUUUCAAUAACAACCUUGAGAUAUACUGUCAUGGCAUCUCCGCUGAGGAGUCUGGUUUAUGGUGAAAGCCGUUACCAGAAGGCCUUCGAUCUUUGUGUGGAGCGUUCUUCAGAACUUCAGUGUAUGCUUGAUUUUAUUCACAACAUCCUGCCAGACAUACUGACCAGCAUUGGAAACGGAAAAUCACAUCUUAAUGUAAUAGCACUUGGAAGUGGUGAUGGUAAGAUUGACUUGGAGAUUUUCUCAGAGCUGCAUCUCAAGCACCCUGGAGUGACUGUGGUCCAUGAGGUGGUGGAGCCAAGCAGCCAGCAGCUUGAUAGUUACAAAGCCCUCGACACUCAAGCCAUCGCUUUAACUGAACAUUUUUAUGUUCUUCCACAUCUUUACCAGUGAAUUUGGCACCAGGGACAUCAUUUUUGACAGAAUUGGUAGGUUUAGCCCCCCCAAAUACACACAAAUAAGGAUUAACGGUAAUGAUAAUGAAAAAAAACAUUAACUUUGAGACCCAGCAUCUACAGAUGUAGGCAUCACAUUUUGGGUCAUGAAAGCCACACUUGUAUAACAAAUGUUGAUAUUAGUGACUAUUUUGGGUCAUGAAAGCCACACUUGUAUACCAAAUCUUGAUACGAGUGACUGCAUGACCCAAAAUGUGAUGUCCAUG
This is a messenger RNA of Corythoichthys intestinalis (scribbled pipefish), 719 nucleotides long. RefSeq names its product histamine N-methyltransferase-like. The transcript has 5 exons. Bases 89 to 451 code for a protein of 120 amino acids. Lineage: Eukaryota; Metazoa; Chordata; Actinopteri; Syngnathiformes; Syngnathidae. The record is from RefSeq and is a predicted model, not a curated record.